GGCAAGUCUGUCGCGAGAAUAUUCUAUGCCACAUUCAACUGACAAUCACCAGGAAAUAGUCACCUUUCCUGAGAAAAAAAAUGAGACCUGAAAUCUGCUCAAAUACCUGACAGAUAUUUAUCUCCUCAAAGAGAUCUCACUGCAAAAUUUAAUCUUUUUCGCAAGUCAAUAACUCUUGGCGUGGGUUGAAUUUAGAGAGCCAAUCAGAUGCCAUGGAAUUUCAAAGAUGCUUGGCUUCUCGGGCUAUACGGUCACACCUUAGAGCAAGGGCCUGAAAUCGAGGCUGGCGAUACAUUUAUUUUCGUCCAAAUAGCCCUGAAUCAGUUUAGUGUAAACCCGCUUGGCCGAGGAGGUGUGUUGGAGCCGCGAUUCCUUUACAAUCUUGAAAACUCUUUCAAAUUCCGUCACCAUGUCUGGAGAGAUCUGCAACAGUUGCUUCAAGACCAUCACAUCAUCAGUGGUGCGCUAUCAAAACAAGCCCCACCACAGCGAGUGCUUUGUGUGUUUCCACUGCCGCACGCCACUCGCGGGAAAAACCUUCCAGAUGAGAGAUGAUAGGAAGGUUUGCAAAGACUGUAACCGUAUUCACUAUGCCAAGCGCUGUGUGGCCUGUCGUCAGUACAUUGAGGGGACCGUGAAGUUUGUGACGCGAGAUGAGGGAACCUACCAUAGUGAUUGUUUCGUCUGCUCCCGAUGCAGGAAACCGCUGGCCGGAAAGACUUUCACUGAGCACGAGGGCUCGUGGGUAUGUGACGACUGCUAUCAUGAUCGUUACGCCAAGCGCUGCAACAUGUGUCAUCAGUCUUUGGAAGCCAAUGUGGAGUUCGUCAAGUACGACGAAAAACUCUACCACAAUGAGUGCUUCGUGUGCCAGAACCCACGCUGCCGAAAGCCACUCUCCGGAGCCAAGUUCGCGCUGAAGUCGGAUGGCCGUCGUAUGUGCCUCAACUGCUGUUAAGCCUUUCCGGCUUUGAAUUAUUUUCAACUGUUUAAGGUUGCCAGGAGGCUGGUAACAGUUGAAGGUUAAGUGAAGAAGAAGAUUUUUCGAAUUGUUUACCGAAAUCUUUGUAGAAUAGACAAAUAUAUACUUGCUUGCGGCUAGGGCAUGUGUAAGUGGUGUUCCGUGUGGGGGCCGAGGCUGUGACAGUACUUUUCCGCCAUGUUCUUAGCCUCGUUGCGGCGUCUAGCUUUUUACCAGCUCCCAGGCCAGACAAGUAUUAUAUCUGAUAUAGUGGGGUUUCCUUUUUGCACAUGCAUUUUAAUUUGUCUCACUUUUUCUUAGUUUCUUAUGAUAAUGCUUUUAAAGUAUUUUCUACAUAAGAUACCACAGAUAUUAGUUAGAAUCAAUUAAUUAUAGAGUCAUGUGUUUUGACGUGAUUUUUAUUUUUGAAUUCAACCAUUCACCGCAAAAACACCUUUUUGACAAGAAAAACAGCAUUGUCAGCGGUAUGCAUUUGGUAAACAUGUAUGACGUCUUUUUAGUCAUAUUCGUUACCUAGGUGACAUUUCUAAUUAGAACGACAUAAUAUAAUGAUUGUUUAAGAAGAAGGAUAAGCAUUUUACCCGUACUAAGCCGUCCUAAUAUCAAUGGCGUAGCAUGACUUCUUGUUUGAUGCUGUGUUAUGGCGCAACUAUUUUGACUAUGAUUGCACUCUUAUUGUGAAGACAUCUGUAGCGUUGCCAGGAAUUGCCAAAGGAAAUCUAGGCAUACAUAGAUAUCAAAUAAAAACGGGUAAAAUCUGGAGAUUCUUUGUGUACAGAAACACCGCUCUUUGGCUUCAAAGGGAACAGGGGAAGGGGAACUGCGCGCGCCAACUGAACAAUCCUCUAGCUAAGGUCAUUGUUAACUGUUGUUAUGUUGUUAUUGCUACGGACUUAGUUCGAUUUUUCCUUUUCAUGUUGAGAAUUUAUCUGAUCGAAUGUGAGGAACUUGCACCAGAUAAUACAAUUUUUAGUAUUUUAAAUAAUUGUAUCUGCAUCUAUGAUAAUGCUAUGGUAGUAUUUUUUAUAACAAUAAAACUAGUUUUAACCUUUGA
Molecule: messenger RNA, 2036 nt
Organism: Nematostella vectensis (starlet sea anemone)
Lineage: Eukaryota; Metazoa; Cnidaria; Anthozoa; Actiniaria; Edwardsiidae
Product: four and a half LIM domains protein 2
Exons: 4
Coding region: 410-958 (182 amino acids)
Cellular component (GO): nucleus; Z disc
Molecular function (GO): transcription coregulator activity
Source: RefSeq, a predicted model, not a curated record